Molecule: messenger RNA, 2498 nt
Organism: Hemicordylus capensis (graceful crag lizard)
Lineage: Eukaryota; Metazoa; Chordata; Lepidosauria; Squamata; Cordylidae
Product: sulfate transporter-like
Exons: 3
Coding region: 20-2290 (756 amino acids)
Biological process (GO): transmembrane transport
Cellular component (GO): membrane
Molecular function (GO): oxalate transmembrane transporter activity; chloride transmembrane transporter activity; sulfate transmembrane transporter activity
Source: RefSeq, a predicted model, not a curated record
CAGAGAACGACAGGUGGGAAUGUUGCUGAAUGCCUCUACUAUUAUUCUAUGCUACCUUGAAAGAAUGGCGAGUGGUAUUGCCACACAGAAGUCUGAGCAGAGCUGUGAUGGACAGAGCUCCCCUUCACCAGAGGCAUCUUCUCAUUACGUUCCUGUCCAGUUAGAAGAGUAUGACCCUCCAGGCCUCAGUGUCAAGAAGCUCCUAAGGAAAGCUAAAGAAAGCUGCAAGUGCGACCGCCAAGGGAUCGCCAGCUUCUUCCUCAAGCUGUUUCCUGUAAUAGAGUGGCUUCCUCGCUACGGUAUCAAGGAGCAGCUGCUUGGGGACAUCAUCUCUGGCUUACUGGUUGGAAUAGUUGCCAUCCCACAGUCAAUCUCAUACUCCAUCCUAGCAAGCCAGGAUCCUAUUUAUGGCCUCUACACCAAUUUCUUCUGUGCUAUUAUCUACUUUGUCAUGGCCACUUCGCGCCAUAAUUGUGUUGGUUCUUUCGGGGUCCUUUGCCUGAUGAUAGGGGAAUCGGUGAACCGGCAGCUGAAGUUAGCAGGAUAUGAAUCAGAAGAUAAUACUGAUUUACUGGUGAAUAAUGCCACUUUCAAUGGGACAGUUACUUGUGACAAAGGUUGCUAUGCAAUCAAGGUGGCAACUGCUUUAACUUUCUUGGUUGGCAUUUACCAGAUCCUUCUGGGGGUUUUCCAGUUGGGCUUCAUAUCUGUAUAUCUUUCGGAACCCCUUCUGAGUGGCUUUGUGACUGGAUCAUCCCUUACCAUCCUCACUUCCCAAAUGAAUCUUCUGUUGGGACUGAAAAUCCCUCGCCAUGAUGGAAUGGGAUCUCUUGUCUUGACAUGGAUUGACAUCUUCAAAUACAUCAGCAAAACCAACAUCUGUGACCUGGUCACCAGCCUGAUUGCUUUGGUUCUCAUAGUGCCAGUAAAAGAGAUCAACAAUUUGUUUAAGGACAAGAUGAAAGCCCCAUUCCCCAUGGAACUUCUGGUGGUCAUUGCAGGCACUCUGUUGUCACAUUUCUUUAACUUCAAAGAGAAAUAUAACUCUAAAAUCUGUGGCUACAUUCCCACUGGUUUCAAGCAACCUGCUGUACCGGAUCUGAGCCUUUUGUCAAAUUUGGCACUGGAUGCCCUACCCAUUGCCAUAAUUGGUUUUGCAAUGACUGUCUCACUAGCAGAAAUAUUUGGCAAGAAGCAUGGCUAUUCUGUCCGGGCCAACCAAGAGAUGAUUGCCAUUGGCAUGGGGAAUCUGAUCCCUUCUUUCUUCUACUGCUUUGCUACCUGUGCAGCCCUGUCAAAGACCAUGCUCAAGGAAUCUACAGGAUGCGUUUCCCAGAUAUCAAGCCUGAUAUCUUCAUUUAUAUUGCUCCUGGUGUUGUUGUGGAUUGCCCCACUUUUCUACUCAUUGCAAACCUGUAUCUUAGGAGUGGUCACCAUUGUUAACCUCAGAGGGGGCUUGCGGAAGUUUGCCGAUACUCCCAAGAUGUGGCGAAUCAGCAAGAUAGACACAGUGGUCUGGUGGGUGACCAUGCUGGCCUCUUCACUGAUCUCUACAGAGGUGGGCCUUCUGGUCGGGGUCUGCUUCGCUCUGCUCUGCAUCAUUUUCCGUACCCAGAGGCCUCGAGCCACACUUUUAGGGAAGGUGAAUGACUCAGAAAUCUAUGAGGACCAGUUCACUUAUAAGAGGAUCAGCAGUAUUGCAAACAUCAAGAUCUUCCGCUUUGAUACUUCCCUUUACUAUGCAAACAAAGACUAUUUCAAAAGUUCACUUUUCCAGAAAACUGGAGUGGAUCCUACCCUAGUUGCUGCCAUGAAGAAAAAAGCUGAUGCAAAGGCAAAGUCAGUUCUGGGCCAGAAUGAAAACUGCUUUUCGUCUAAAUUCAACUGCCUAAAAGUCACCAAGGGAAGAGUCAUGAAGACUUCAACAGAUGUUCCCAUUCCAUCAGUAGACAUGCACACCUUAAUCAUUGACUGUGGUGCCAUGCAGUUUUUAGACAGUGUGGGCCUCAGUGUGCUGAAGGAGGCUCGCCAUGACUACCAGAAGAUUGGCAUCCAGGUCCUGUUGGCCAACUGUAACCCAUCAAUCCGGCACUUACUCCAGGCAGGAGGUUGGCUCACUGGGAUGGAGGAUUCAGAGCUGCUCUCCUUUCACAGUAUACAUGCUGCUGUACAAUUUGCUGAGAAACAGGCCCAAACUCAGCAGAGGGAGUGUGAAGUAGCAAAGGAUGCUUUUCUUAGUCCUGUGGCCCAGGAUAUUUCGAUAGACCCAAGUCUGGAGGAGCCACUGUAGGUCUGCACUGAGCAGGAUGUGGAAUAGCAGGGAGCUUGUUGGAUACUGGCUGAUGUUCCACACAGGGAAACGUCAGCAUUAGGGACCCACUGGAGCUGCUGUGCAACAUGGAAGAAGACAGCCCCAAUGGUAUAGUCCAACAGGGCAGCUGCAGGAUGACUGGAAACAAUGGAAGUAGUGCUGCACAACUGCCCAGAAGCAGUUUAAA